UAUAUCUCAACUCCCCCCGAAUCUUCUGCAAUCUAACCUCUCUGGUUUCUCGUACCCAUUUGGAGAAAACUGUGAAAUAGAGCAGGAUUAUCAAGAUCAAAGAGAAAAACAGAGAGAUAGAGGGAGAUCAAAUAAAGAAGAUCGAUCGAGAAGAGGUGGGUAGGGAAGAGUCGGUGAUGGAAGGAUUGGAUGGGUUGAUAGAGAGGCUAUUGGAAGGAAGGAAUAACAGAGGGAAACGCAUUCAGCUGACGGAAUCUGAAAUCCGUCAACUUUGCAUCACUGCCAAACAAGUCUUCCUCAGCCAGCCUAUUCUCCUUGAAUUGGAAGCUCCAAUCAACAUUUGUGGUGACAUACAUGGUCAAUAUCCAGACCUCUUACGACUGUUUGAGUACGGUGGGUUUCCACCAGAUUCUAACUACCUCUUCCUUGGAGACUAUGUGGACAGAGGGAAGCAGAGUAUAGAGACCAUAUGCCUCCUCCUUGCUUACAAGAUCAAGUUUCCGAAUAACAUUUUCCUCCUUCGUGGGAACCACGAAUGUGCUUCCAUCAAUAGAAUUUAUGGGUUCUACGAUGAAUGCAAGCGACGCUUUAGUGUCCGCCUAUGGAAGACAUUUACAGAUUGCUUCAACUGCUUGCCUGUGACUGCAAUUGUUGAUGGCAAAAUUCUGUGCAUGCAUGGAGGACUUUCACCAGAAAUGGAUAGCUUGGAUCAAAUAAGAGCUAUAGAAAGGCCUGCAGAUGUGCCAGACCAGGGCCUCUUGUGUGACUUACUCUGGGCGGAUCCCGACAAAGACAUCCAAGGAUGGGGUGAGAAUGAUAGGGGUGUUUCAUACACCUUUGGAGCUGACAAGGUUGCUGAAUUCUUGAAGAAGCAUGACCUUGAUCUGAUAUGCCGCGCACACCAGGUAGUUGAAGAUGGUUAUGAAUUCUUUGCGGAUAGGCAACUGGUUACCAUAUUUUCUGCACCAAACUACUGUGGAGAGUUCAAUAACGCCGGUGCGCUCAUGUGUGUGGAUGCAAGUUUGCUCUGCUCAUUUCAGAUCUUGAAGCCGAGAGGAAAACAGGGUGAGCCAGAAUAGUUACUCAGAAAACGAGGGAAAGACACCAACAACAUAGUACCUUUAAUUCUAUGUACAAACUCUACUGUAAACCCCACAUUCUCAACACCCACGAACAAAACUCCCACAACAUGUCGGGUCAGGGACAAACGAGAUGUACUUCUAGGUUAUACCUUUGCAACUCUAACAGUCGACCACAUGUUCAAAACAAAAAUAUGUGCUUUUUCAUA
Tripterygium wilfordii is the source of this 1288-nucleotide messenger RNA. RefSeq names its product serine/threonine-protein phosphatase PP1 isozyme 1-like. Gene Ontology annotation, molecular function: protein serine/threonine phosphatase activity. Gene Ontology annotation, cellular component: nucleus; cytoplasm. The coding region runs from base 177 to 1079 and encodes 300 amino acids. The transcript is spliced from 3 exons. The record is from RefSeq and is a predicted model, not a curated record. Lineage: Eukaryota; Viridiplantae; Streptophyta; Magnoliopsida; Celastrales; Celastraceae.